CUCCGCCGCGCCGCCGGACCUAGCGCCGGGCCGCCCGCGGGAGACUGCGCCCGCCGCGCCGAGGGCUCCCCGCUAUCUCCGUCCCGCUUCUCCCCGCUUAGGUGCCCCGCCGGCCGGCCCCGGAGCCCGCCGGUCCCCGGCCGAGGAUGCCGCCCGCCGCCGCUCGCUCCGGUUCAUCUGUUGCUGCCUGACCGCGCCGCCAGCCCGAUGGAUGCGGCCGCCCCCGCGCCCUGCCCGCCCGCAGCCGCCCCGCUGGCUACUGAGCCGGGAACAGCUCCGGAGCUCCGCGGCUGGUAAAAACCAAACCAAAACCAAAUCCGAACCAAAAAACACUCCCCCGCUUCGGCCCGAACUGGAGAGGCGGCCGAGGACCAUGCAGCGUGUUCCCCGGCUCGGCAGUCCCGGCGCGGCGCCGGGCGCAGCCGCCUCGUAGAGCCGCCGGACCCGGGGCUCCCCCGGACUCGGGGCUCCCCCCGCCAGGACCCGCGCAGCGAGCGGCUCCUCCUUCCCUUCUCCCCUCCAGCCGGGCAGGGAGCCCGCCUUCGCACUCCUCUCCCUCUCGAGAUUUUGGGUUUUUUGUUGUGUGUUUGGGUUUUUUUUUUUGGGGUGGAAACCGCCCGUAACUCCGGGGGGGGGCUGUGGGGUGGCAGCGGGGAGGCGACCAUGGAAGAAAAGCUCCAGGCGCAUCAGGUGGAGAUCGACCCGGAUUUCGAGCCGCAGAGCCGUCCCCGCUCCUGCACUUGGCCUCUCCCCCACCCCGACUUGGCGGCGGAGGAGGAAGAUGGGGGCGCGGGGGGAACCCCGGCGCUGGCGGCCGGCGGGGACGGAGCCGAGAACGCGGCGGCCCCGGUGGAGCGCAGAGUCGCCGCCGCUCCCCCGCCGCCCCCCGGCGCGGAUGUGGGGCAGCUCCGCAAGGCCAAGACCUCCCGGCGCAACGCCUGGGGCAACCUCUCCUACGCCGACCUCAUCACCAAAGCCAUCGAGAGCUCGCCGGAGAAGCGCCUCACCCUCUCCCAGAUCUACGACUGGAUGGUGCGAUACGUCCCCUACUUUAAGGAUAAAGGAGACAGCAACAGCUCCGCCGGCUGGAAGAACUCCAUCCGGCACAACCUGUCCCUGCACACCCGCUUCAUCCGCGUGCAGAACGAGGGCACCGGCAAGAGCUCCUGGUGGAUGCUGAACCCCGAGGGCGGCAAGACGGGCAAGACGCCGCGGCGGCGCGCGGUGUCCAUGGACAACAACAGCAAGUUCCUGCGCAUCAAGGGCAAGGCCAGCAAGAAGAAGCAGCUGCAGGUGACGCAGGAGCGCGGGGAGGACAGCCCGUCCUCCCAGCAAGCCAAGUGGUCGGAGAGCCCCGCGUCCCACGCCAGCGACGAGUACGACGCCUGGGCGGACUUCCGGACGCGGGCCAACUCCACGGCCAGCACGCUGAGCGGGCGCCUCUCGCCCAUCAUGGCCAACCACGAGCCGGACGAGCUGGAGGAGGACGAUGGUACCCCCUCGUCCCCGCUGAUGUACCCCAGCCCUUCCAGCACCAUGUCUCCUUCCCUCAGCGCCCGCUGCUCCGUGGAGCUGCCCCGGCUGACUGACCUGACCGGCACCAUCAGCCUGAACGAGAGCCUGGGGGAGAGCAUGCUGGAGGACCUGCAGGACGGCUACAGCAUGAGCCCCUCCCAGCAGCUCCCCCCGGCCGCCCUGCGGCAGCGGAGCUCCAGUUUCACCUUCAACUCCAAGUGCUCCAGCAUGGGGGCCGCCUCCAACACCUACUGCGGGACCAUCUACAGCCAGCCGGCCAUGAGCCUCAUGCGCCGCCUGCCCAUGCAGACCAUCCAGGAGAACAAGCAGGCCACCUUCUCGCCCGUCAGCUCCUACAGGAACGCCUCGCUGCAGGACCUGCUCUCCUCCAUCUCCUACGCGCACAAGGAGAGCAUGGUCCCGGGGGACCUGCCCCUGCCGCAGGCCAGCCCCAUGGUGCCGGCCCGUGGCCACAGACACAACCCGCUGCUGUGCGGGGGCGGGGAGCAGGGCUUGUCCUCCUACCCGCCCCACCCGGGCUCUCUCAUGAAGAGCAACGCGUUGUACCACCCGUCACCAGCCGGCCACCACCCUGCGGUCAACACCAGUGCCUUAGCCAAUCCUGUCAGCCUUAUGAGCCUGCCCAGUGACUCGUGCAGCAUGACGGCCAUGCCGCACCACGGGCACCUGCAUUCCUACGCUAAUAACCAAGGGGCACACAUGAGCUUGCUGGAUUCGCUGCAGGGCCCCUACCCGGGGGCCGUCCACCCCCCCGUGUUGGGCCAAGACAGGUUCCCAGCAGACCUGGACCUGGACAUGUUCAACGGGAGCCUGGAGUGCGACGUGGAGUCGAUCAUCCUGAAUGACUUUAUGGACAGCGACGAGAUGGACUUCAACUUCGACUCGGCCCUCCCGCCGCAGAACGGGCUCAACGUGCCCGCGCUGCCCGGGGGGCCGCAGCCCACGAACCAGAGCUGGGUGCCCGGGUGACGCCUGCCCCGGCGCGGGCUCGCCACCGGGAAGCCACGAGGGGAACAUUGAGACUAACUUUUUUUUUUCCUUUCUCUUCUGCCUUUGUUUGUUAAGAUAGGCGAGAGCCAUCAGUCUGAGCUUAAGGUCGAACACGAAAACACAAACCGGAGGGUCAAAUAUUGAGAUGGGGGAGGACCCCCAGCCCCACAUGUGCCCGGUCUGCAGGUCCUGCCAGCAUCCUCUGGAGGACACAGGGCAGGUGGGUGGGAGAGGCAGCCAGAGCCAGGCAGAUCCAGGGGGGUAGCAGGAAGGGAAAGCCUUUCCAGACGGUCCCAGUGCCCCACGGUAAUGGUGCCAGUUUGAUUUGCCCUUGGGCUGGGGGACAGAGUGGUGAUGGCUGGUGGUGUGGGACCCCCCCCAGCAUGGGCAUCACCCCUGGGAAAGAACUCUUCUCUGAGCCACCUUGGGAAAUGAGUCCUCUGGGUAGAACUGUCAGGGGUGGGGGCUGCCGCAGGGCAAGGGGGGGCUCAUGACCCCUCAGUCCUGGUGGAGAUGGGAGCUCUGCUGAGCCCACACCCCCAGGCCACCUCCGCUGAGGUGUCCUCGUGUGGCCCCAGCCAGGUUUCCUUACCGAGCAGUGAGAAGGGGGUGGUGAUGGUGUGCAGUCAGCAGCCCUGGGAGCAGCAUCUCAGCAGCCCCCGGGGCCUGAGGGUGCCCGGGGAAGGCUGCAGCCCCUGCCCGGAGCAGGCUGGGCUCCAGGGGGGUCCUGCUGGGAGUGAGGGUCCCCUGAGCUGCAGGCUCAGGGGCAGCUCGCAGGGGCGGGGAGGGGGGUGUAUUUAUUUGAUUUCAUGCACUCUUUUGCCAUUGAGUUUUUGCAUUGGAAGGAAGAACGGGUCGAGCUUAGGGAGAGGAGAGAAGGGCCAUGGGCAACGCUGGUGGCAGUGUCCCAUCACGUGGCUCAUCCUGGCUUGGCCAUGGGGGGUGUUGGACGUUGGGGUGAAAGCUGGGGGGCUGUGAUGUGGGCCAUCCUCGAGGAGGGGCUCUGUGUGUGUGAGGAGGGGAGGGGUGUGGUGGCCAGGCCUCUGGAUGCAGCGUGCGGUCCAUCCUGCUCAAAGCUUGGGUGACCCACAUUGCUCAGGGAGGUGCCACAGGGGCCCCAGCCAGGGCUGUGGGGCUCCUGGGGAGUCAGUGCCACCAUGCCUGUCCCAGUGUCUCACUGCCCACCCCUGGGGUGCCAGGAGAGCUGAUCCAGGAGCUGUCAGCAAGAGGGGUGCACCCGCCUGCCAGGGGCUGGGGCUCCAUGGGGGUGGGGACCACGAUUCACACGUGGUCCUGCUGUGUGUCAGGACCCCAAACUGACCCCAGUGCUCUGUGGGGCGGGAGAGGGCCAGGAACGUCCCGGCCAUUCUGCAUGGCUGCCAGGAGCUACAGGGUUUGAGGGGUUCAGGCUGGUGGCCAGCAGCAGCAACUGGUCUGGAGAUGAUGGAGGGGCUGGGAGGAGGUGGUGGGAGCUGCUGCUCUGUCCUGUGGGGUCUCUGCUCAGCUGUUCUUCCUCCUGGGCACCACAGCGGGGUUCCUCCUGGCUUGCAGCGGGGUCAGUGCACUGAACCAGCACAUUUUCCCAGCCCAGCUCUUCCCUUCCUGCCCCAGCCCCAGCUCCUCUGCCAGGAGCAGGCGCUGGGUCCCAGCCAGCCACAGGGACAGCGUGGCUGCCCCAAGUCAGGGCAGGGGGACCCGUGGGUGGCACCUCCUGCUCCUCUCCUGACCCACACAGCUGUGGCAGAGCGUGACAGAGGAGCCCCAUGAGCUCACCUUCACCCGGGGCACAUGGCAGGCACGGUCUCUAAAGACAUGCUUACAAGUUAAUUAAUUAUGUUUACAUUAUUUGAUCAUGUACAGAAUUUAAUAUAUUCUAUUAUAUAUAA
Vidua macroura (Pin-tailed whydah) is the source of this 4412-nucleotide messenger RNA. RefSeq names its product forkhead box O6 (gene FOXO6). The transcript has 2 exons. The record is from RefSeq and is a predicted model, not a curated record. Gene Ontology annotation, cellular component: nucleus. Gene Ontology annotation, molecular function: RNA polymerase II cis-regulatory region sequence-specific DNA binding; DNA-binding transcription factor activity, RNA polymerase II-specific. Lineage: Eukaryota; Metazoa; Chordata; Aves; Passeriformes; Viduidae. Gene Ontology annotation, biological process: regulation of transcription by RNA polymerase II. The coding region runs from base 664 to 2505 and encodes 613 amino acids.